Molecule: messenger RNA, 1821 nt
Organism: Vanrija pseudolonga
Lineage: Eukaryota; Fungi; Basidiomycota; Tremellomycetes; Trichosporonales; Trichosporonaceae
Exons: 6
Coding region: 1-1821 (606 amino acids)
Source: RefSeq, a predicted model, not a curated record
AUGCCGCCCCCACCCAACCCUAGGCGAAUCGCCCCGAGGCCAGUAUACCUCUUCGCCAAUCUUCCCGUCGACAGUGCCCUCCAGUCCGCUGAGAUGAUGUUGAUCGGGUGUACUGCGACGGCCGAGAAGCCUACACGGCGGGGCAACAAGAGGCCCGUGGACAAGUUUCGCACGCCAGUCCACUUCUCCUGCAAGAUCUGCUUCGACCGCCCUCGCGACACGGGGUGCUGGGUCGAGGCACUUGUCGUCGCCCGCGUCGGUGGGUACUUCGAGCCACCCGGCAACUGCCACUACUGCGGCACGUGCGGGUGCGAGUGCUCUCACAAAGCGUACUACCUGGCUUUCAUCGACUCGUAUACCGUCGUGUUUGUCAACAAGGCGACGCUGACGGUGAUCCAAACGCAAAGCACCGAUGCCGCCGGCGAGCUGAGUAUCAAGCUCCCCCCGCGCAGCAUGCGCGACAAGCGCAAGCGCGUCAAGCCGACCGCAGCACAGAUCGCCGAGGCGGCCCGGAACUUCGUCAAGGACGAGCCCGACAGCGAGGACGACACGCCGCGCCGGUCAAGACGCCGCACCAUGGCUCAGGGCGAUCGCAGCCCCAGUCCACCUCGGUACUCGCGCGCUCUCCGUCGGCUGAAGGGCGAGCCGAGCCCCGAGCCGAGUGCGACUCCGCCACCCAGGCGCCCGCUGAUGCACGAGCACCUCCGCGCGAUCCAGGACGAGCUCGACGCCCAUGCAGAAGAGAAGAAGCGCUGGGUAGCCGAACGCGCGCGCCUCGGGCCCGACUCAGCCGCAGUGCAGGCCGACCAGAGGAGGUACGCUGCCGACCGGAAGGAGUGGGACCGCGAUCGUGAGGCGUUCGAGGAGAAGGAAGCCGAGUGGGAGGACGAGCGGGAGGCGUUCGCGACGCGCGAGGCGGACUGGAAGCGUAAGAGCACGUCGUUCGCCACCCGUGAAGCGGAGUGGGGGCGCGAGCGGGCGUCACUGCUCGCGCAGCAGAAGGCUUGGGAGCGGGAGAAGACGGGGCACGUGGCGGCUGCGGCAGAAUCCAAGGCGGAGAUGGCCAAGAUGCAAGCCGAUUUGGACAAGUUCGCGGCCGUGAAGCGUUUGAUGGACUCGUACCUACCUGCCCACCUCAAGUGUCCGUCGUGCCGCGUGAACAAGCUUGCUUCAUGCGACGUCGAGGCCUUCAAGGUCGCCCAGGCCGGUGGCUACUUCCACCGCCAGCGGUGUCACAACUGUUACUGCGGUCAUAUCCGGUGCAUGGGGAGCACCCGCAAUGCCGGCGUCUUCAUCGCCUUUCGUGAUUUUGACACCGUGGUCCUUGUUGACCAGAAGACCAAGGAGAUUGUGAAGAUGGACGAGGGCGAGGACGACGACCACGACCACGACGCAGGCGACCACCACGGCCUUCCUCUCCGAGCGUCCUCCACCCCCCCGCCGCAGCCCCACCCCACCGACGACCCGCCGCGACAUCACCCCGCCACCUCGGACAUCAAGGGCGAGACUGAGCUGGCAAAAGACGACCCCUUCGCUUCUGGCCUGCGCAUGAUCCAGCAGGGCAUCAACCAGCACACGGCAGACAAGGCGGAGUGGACCGCCGAGCAUGAGCGCCUCCUGUCGCUCAUUGCCGAGAUGGAUCGCAACCACCAGGCGGAGCGUGUGGUUUGGGAGGGCGAGCGUGCCGGUAUGGCGGCCCAGAAGGAAGAGCUUGCUGCUCUAAAGGUUGAGAACCAGCAGCUCAAGGCACAGGCAGAGCAGGUCAACCAGGUGCGAGGUGCUUGGAUCACACUGCAGGGCGCGUUUGGUCGCGAGGGAUGA